Vanrija pseudolonga is the source of this 1939-nucleotide messenger RNA. RefSeq names its product Transcription factor tau subunit sfc1 (gene sfc1). Gene Ontology annotation, cellular component: transcription factor TFIIIC complex. Bases 308 to 1939 code for a protein of 543 amino acids. Gene Ontology annotation, biological process: transcription initiation at RNA polymerase III promoter. NCBI's taxonomy places the organism in Eukaryota, Fungi, Basidiomycota, Tremellomycetes, Trichosporonales, Trichosporonaceae. The record is from RefSeq and is a predicted model, not a curated record. The transcript has 9 exons. Gene Ontology annotation, molecular function: RNA polymerase III type 2 promoter sequence-specific DNA binding; RNA polymerase III type 1 promoter sequence-specific DNA binding.
CACCCCCUCUUUUUUUGCCCCCAGCUGGCUUUCUUGGCGGGCAUUACAACCCACACCACCAACCCACUCCUCCCACUCCAAUGUGCACUCAUCAAUAACAGCUUCAAUCCAGAGUGCAGUCCACAGCAGCAGCAACAACAACAACGUCAAGGCGUCAAAGAGCAGCGUUCAAGGCAACGCCCAGGGGAUCAAAACAAUACCAAGCGCUGGGCAACCUUGCAGCGAUCGGCCCGGAUCAAAUACAAGACGUAACUGAAACUCUUAUCCUGGAUUUGUUGACAUCAUUCAACCCACUCCAGCAACAACAAUGGACGAGGACAUUGUCCCGGCCUCACCCCCCGCCGUCGACACGGGCAACAGCGACAGCAAUGCAGCUGCAGGGCCCUCGACACUGCCGCCUCCCAAGGCCUCGUGGGGCGAGAAGCCGCUCCCACGCGCAACGUACCGCUCGAUCGAGUACCCCGGCCCGGUGGCCUACCCCGACCUGAUCCACACCGUCAUCCGCCCGCUCGACAUUGAAGAGUGCUUCAACGCCAACAUUGCCGACGCGCGCCAGCUCGAGAUGCGCUACCGCGGCGCUGGUCCAGAGGCAGAGCGCUCGGCCGUGCCGGUGCGCGGCACGCGUGUCGCGAGCCAGAAGAUGCUCGUCAAGCUCACCAAGCGGAGGAAGAAGGCCCUCCCUGGCCAGACGCAGCCGCCAGGCGGGGAAGGCGUCUUCACCGUCGAUGUCAUCGGGUCUAUCCCCCAGACGGUCCGCUUCAGGUCCAUGGCGGACUACCAGUUCACACCGGCAAAGGACACUGGGAUCGCCGAGCUCACGCAGGCGCUCGACGAGCUGGAUUACCACACCAUUCUGUCGUACAAGUUCCCGCAACUCAACGAGGACUUUAUCGCGCCGACAACGCCAGAUGAGGAUGGGGAGGCUCCGCCGUUCCCCUUCCGCUCGCUGCUCGAGCUGCAGCCUACACCAGUCGCUAGCAACCGUCACUUGCCGACGAAUUUCACAUACCGCAACAGCUCGCAUGCGGUAGUGGAGCGGAUCUGGGACGACGAGCUCGGAGCUUACAAGGACCGCCUGGUCAACAAGUCGCGCAAGAGCGGCUGGGCGAUGGUCACCAUUGGCUCAUCGCACCCUGUCCCGACCCAGCCUGAGGAGGGUAUCCGGCAGCACAUUCCCAAGCUCGACAAGCGGAUUUUCAGCCGUCUGCAAGAGCUGUUGAACGAGCGGCCAGUGUGGAUGCGCUAUAGUCUGCUUGCCCAGUUCUCGGACGCAGACCGAUAUGAGAUUGAGAGCAACAAGAUGUACCUCCCAGCCGUCGCAUUCACCUACGGCGCCGGCCCGUUCUGGAAGACGCUCGUUCGCUGGGGUUACGAUCCAUGCAGCGACCCAGCAGCGCACAAAUACCAACGCGUGUACAUCUACCUCGACGUCAAGCGCGGGCGAAACAAUGUUCUCAAUGCCCCCGCUGAGGAGGUUGACGAGGAGGAGGCCAAGCGCCCAUCGUUCUGGUGGGAGACGGAGCAGGAGCGGCGUAUUGCCGAGGGCCUGCGUCCGCCCAUGGACAAGGCCAAGAGCUAUCUCUUCGACGGAGAGAUCCUGCACCGCAACAAGCCAGACUACCAGCUUAUCGAUAUCACCGACCCUGUGAUUUUACCCUUCAUCUACGACCCAAUGGGUCUGCACGACACAUGUGAUCCACACAGCGGAUGGUACCGCCGCUCGUCGUUUGAGCUCAUCAAGAUGCUGCUCCGCGUGAGGUACAUGUACCUGCGUGACACGAACGAGCCGGCACCCGAGUCGUCGUACCGCGACGUGAUUGACGCGUUUGAGAACGCGGUCGAGGAGGGCCAGGACCCCGAGGCGAUCGAGGGCCUGAUGCGCCGCAUGGGAGCGCUCCGUCGCCAGCGGGAUCGCGAGCGGGGCACCGAGGCGCCGUAG